Messenger RNA from Syngnathus typhle (broad-nosed pipefish), 5661 nucleotides. RefSeq names its product ArfGAP with SH3 domain, ankyrin repeat and PH domain 3 (gene asap3). The record is from RefSeq and is a predicted model, not a curated record. Gene Ontology annotation, molecular function: protein binding; GTPase activator activity. The transcript has 26 exons. The coding region runs from base 1722 to 4733 and encodes 1003 amino acids. Gene Ontology annotation, cellular component: cytoplasm. Gene Ontology annotation, biological process: positive regulation of GTPase activity. NCBI's taxonomy places the organism in Eukaryota, Metazoa, Chordata, Actinopteri, Syngnathiformes, Syngnathidae.
AAGUCACAGACAUUUUGAAAAACGGUCCAACAUGUUAAACAACAUCAGCUAGCAAUGAAUCAAAUCUCCUACGUCCAUUUUAUUUCAGUCUCGGUCAUGCAUGUGGACCAGAAGAGGGGCCGCGUUACGGUAAAACGGUCUCCUUGACGUCGCUCGUAAAUUGAUAGCAGAACCUGGUGGAGCUGAGUCAACAAGGGGGAAUGAAGAGAAGGAAGGGCGGGGGGGUACAUGGUCGUCCUCUGGACUGCUGGGAAGUUUACUAAUCUUUCGGGAAGAUCUCUGCUGCUGCAGGGGUUCGGUUCACAAACGUUUUGCUCGAUGGGUGAGGAAUUAGCUAAGUGAGGCUAUACACAAAUGUCGGUAGCAGUUGCAAUGCUACAAUCUGCCUUUAAGUCAGCCUUUUUUUAGCAUACCACUAGAGGGAGCUAUAACAUAUUUUACCUUUUCUUCCACACUUUUCCAUCAAAUGGUGUCUUCUGCCUUUAGGCUUGGGAUCUGGCCAGUAUUCUGGUGCUUGGCCAGAGCAGACCGGUUCGUUGGGUUCGACAAAAGCUACAGCGGUUUGUGAAGGCUGCACAAAAGCCGGGCCUCUUUUCAAGGGGCCCCAAAGAAACUGAAGGAGGGUAUUGUCGGGACAUUGCAUGACAUCAACCCCGGACGGCCAUGAUGUAUGCAGUAUGCAUAAUGCACCUACAUUAUACGGACAGAAGUAUGUCGACGAGACUUAAUGGAUGAAUUAAUCAAUAAGUGGGCUCAAACCAAUCGGAAUUCUUCAGGCAUUUGAGGUUUCCGAUUCUGUGGGCAAAGUUUGGGGAAGGCACGUACAGCGGCCAUAAAGGCAUGCUUGGAUGAGUUGGUGUGGAAUAACUUGAGCCCAUCAAACAUUUUAAUGUUAUUUACCAAUGGCUGCUAGGUCCAAUGGCUACUUUUAAGCAACGUGUGUUUUUGGUUGGACUUUGAAGCCUCGCUUCUUUGUAAGAGAGCUCUGAUGAUAAAUAGAUUGUAAGUGUUUUGCGCGUGUGGCCGACAUAAGGCAUGUUUGUGUUGGCCUUGACAUUAGGCGAUGUGUAAACAUGUACAAUGGCAAACAUGCAGCAGACUUCAUUGCCAACUGAAGGACAAGCGGCACAAGAAGGAGUUUGUCCAUUUAUGUGUGAACACAGCACCAGUGUUGUUGUCUUUUCCCCCUGUUUUUGGGUCGGCCAGAAAUCCGAGCGUGUUUUAAACCAGCUGAUGGAUUUUAUUUAUUCAACAAUAGAUUGCAAUACACACUUUAGAUUUUUAGGAAACUCUUAUGCCAUAAAAAAAGUGUACAUACAGUGCAGCUAAUGCAAAUAGUAGCGGCCUGAGCAGUCAGCUGCGUUACCAUGGAAACCACACACCAUCCAACCGUGGCAAAGGAGAGAUGAGAAUAAGUUUGCAAACUUGAAGUGCCACAAAAACAUUCCCACGUGAUGAUUGCCUUCGAUCCCUCCCCCUUCUCCUUCUUUUUCCUCCUCUUCCUCCUCCCUCUAGUCAGUGUGGCGCACAAUAGCGUCAGAGUGUGCAAACACGCACACACACACUUCUUUCAGUUCGGAUUCGAGCACACUUUUUGGACACUUUUACGCGCCGCUUUUUGGCUUCCAAUGGGAAUUAAUCGUGCGGAUUUUGCAUCGUUUCUUGGAACGCAGUGAUUUGUAUUUUGUUCUUUUUGUUUGGGGAAAAGUUUCGAGGCAAACAUGCCGGAGAGAAUCAGCAUUUCGGACUUUGUGGUUUUGACCAAUGAGGAUCUUUCGUCACCGGCCACGUCCACUUUCCAGGCCAAAAUGAGCGAUUGUCGGAGCACAGUGUCCGCCGUGGAAGAGUCCCUGGAGAUGGAUCACGUCACUCUACAAAAGAUGAAGAAGAUGAUCAAAGCUAUCUACAACUCGGGAAUCACUCACAUGGAAGCCAAGGAGCAGUACACGGAGGUCCUGGAGAACCUGGGCAACAGCCACCUGAGCCAAGACAACAACGAGGUCUCCACGGGCUUCCUCAACCUGGCCGUCUUCACCCGAGAGGUCACGGCCCUACUCAAAAAUCUGGUGCAGAACCUCAACAACAUCAUGGCCUUCCCUCUAGAAAAUGUGCUGAAAUCGGAGCUGCGCGACAGCAGAUUGGAGCUGAAAAAACAAAUGGAGAGGAGCUGGAAGGAGUACGACGUAAAAAUAGCAAAACUGGAGAGGGAGCGCAAGGAGAAGGGCAAGCAGCUCAUCCGAACGGAGGGAUCGGACGGAGGAGAAGACAUGGAGAGGGAGAGACGGACUUUCCAGCUGCAGAUGUGCGAGUACCUUUUGAAGAUCGAGGAACUGAAGGUCCGUCAAGGCCCGGAUCUCCUACAGAGCCUCAUAAAGUUCUUCCAAGCCCAGCUCAGUUUCUUUCAAGACGGUUUGAAAGCAGCAGAGAAUCUUUCUCCUUUUGUGGAGAAACUGGCGUCUUCAGUUCACACGGUUCGGCUCGACCAGGACGAGGAAGUCAAACAGCUCACUCAGCUGAGGGAUUCUCUCCGUUUGCUCCUGCAAGUAGACGGCAAAGAGGAAUACCUAAAUAGGAAGAACUCGGGUAACGGCUACAGCAUCCAUCAGCCGCAAGGCAACAAGCAGUACGGGACGGAGAAGUCGGGUUUUUUGCUCAAAAAGAGUGACGGGAUCAGAAAAGUGUGGCAGAAGAGGAAAUGUGGAGUCAAAUUUGGCUGUCUAACCAUCUCUCACAGCACGAUCAACCGACCACCGGCCAAACUCAACCUUCUGACCUGUCAGGUGCGACCAAACCCGGAGGACCGCAAAGUCUUUGACCUGGUUACUCAUAACCGGACAUACCAUUUCCAGACAGAAGACGAGCAGGAAUGUGUGAUCUGGGUGUCGGUGCUGCAGAACAGCAAAGAGGAGGCCCUGAACACGGCGCUUGGAGGAGACCAGCUCCACCUCCAGGAUAGCGGCCUGCAGGAACUUUCCAGAGCCGUCAUUGGAGAGCUUCGUCACAUGCCCGGGAACGAGGCCUGCGCCGACUGCGGAGCGCCAGAUCCAACAUGGCUGUCCACUAAUCUCGGCAUCCUGACCUGCAUCGAAUGCUCGGGGAUCCACAGAGAACUGGGUGUCCAUUACUCCAGGAUCCAAUCGCUGACGUUGGACUUGCUGAGCACCUCCGAGUUACUGCUGGCAGUUAGCAUUGGCAACACAAGAUUCAACGACAUCAUGGAGGCGGGUCUUCCAAAUGACGCUGUCAAACCUUUACCACAGAGCGACAUGAAUGCCAGAAAGGAAUACAUUGUGGCCAAAUACGCCGAGCGACGCUACGUCCUGCGUCGGGAGAACACGGAACCCGGCCAGCUGUACGACGCCGUGAAAACUCGGGACAUGACGUCUCUGCUGCAGCUCUUCGCCGAGGGGGCGGACCUCGCCAAACCGCUCUCGGUGACUGAUGGGCAGGCUCUGAAAGAAACCGCUCUUCAUCUGGCCGUGCGUCUGGAAGAAAGAAGCUCUUUGGCCAUUGUGGAUUUCUUGUGCCAGAACAGCAACUGCUUGGAGAAGAGGACCACGGAAGGCAACACGGCUUUGCACUACAGCGCCCUCUAUCACAAACCCGAAUCACUCAAGUUGUUGCUCAAAGCCAAGGCCACUCUUCAUAUAGUGAACUCCGCGGGAGAGACGGCCAUUGAUAUCGCCAGGAGGCUGCAGCACACGCAAUGUGUUGAGCUGUUGGAGCUGGCCCACAAUGGAAAGUUCAACUCUCAGAUACACGUGGAGUUCAUGUGGGACACUCAAGCUCAGGAGAUCUACGACAGCGAAGACGACCUGGACGAGAGGGUGAGCCCCGUACCCAAGAACCGCUCUCCGGUGUCGUCAAAUGGAAGCGCCGGAGCCCGUUGGAGUGUGAUGAGCGGCGCGGGCGGGAACACGGGCAGUCGACCUUGUCAGACCUACGAGAACUUGGAGUUCCUCUACAGAAAUUCACUGGUCAACGGCGCCCCCAGCGUAUCCGUGCCACCGCCGUUGCCUGUUAAAUCCACCCCGAAAGGUCGCUCUGACCCGCAGCUGUCUGUCUCAAUGCCGGACGUGAGUCUUCAAAUUCCCAGAAGAGCUUCCAACCCGUCCGCCAGCACUCCUGGCUCGCAAGCCAGACAGAGCCCCCCGUCGCCCGCCGUGGAAAAUCAGACCCCAACUGGAAAAGCUAGCAAGGGAAGCAAGUCUCAGAGACAUUCCGGGGAAGUUCAAGUCGGCACUGCUUGUGCUUCUCAAGGCACCACCGCCUCCUCCCAGAACCACAUUGGGCCUGUUAGUUCUGAGAAGACCACAUCUUAUCGUCGCACCAGCAGCGGAGGAGGCAACCAAGGCAAAUGUGCCGUGUUGUCUCCUACCAGCAACCAAGAGGAGCCGUAUUGUACUCUGGGGGGGAAUUGCGCCGGGCUCGGCCAGGUACCCAUCGCCCCGACUUCUUCUCCUGGCGUCACCCCCGCCCUGCGACCACGACGGAAUGCGAUGGUUUCAGGCAGCAGGAACCCCCAGAAGCGAGUCAAGGCUAUAGUGGAUAGCAGACCCACCAAUUCAGAGCAGCUGACCUUUUUUAAAGAUGAGACCAUUGUGGUCACGGUCUCUACUGACCCCCACUGGUGGGUAGGUUACAUAGAAGGGGACUCGUCCAGAAGUGGGACCUUCCCUGUUAACUACGUCCAAAAAGUGGCAGAUGAAAUACGUCUGCGAAAAACAAACUGAACCAGCAUCAGAUGCUCGAUGGCUUCUUUUUUUACAUUUCGGUGACCAAGUGGACUUGCAUGCGGUUUUCCAACAUGGAUUUACUCAAACUGGAACACGGUGAGCAAAUUCAGGACAUUACCCGCUAGAGGACUACACAAAGGGAUUUGAAAUUGCAGACAAGGAAUAUAAAACUUUUAAAAUAUGACCUUCUCCAACCUUAUGAACUUUUCUCAGUUGUCUAAAAAAAUUCUAUUAACAAAUACUGAUGGUGUUAGCCAUACACAAACAUUUCCUUACAUUCCGAGCCUAUCCAUUUUAAAAAUGCACUUUAAUCUCACAUGGAAAAUCUCCUUGGAAAUUGUCACCAUCCAGUGUAAAUUACUUGCUAUAUCAGUGAUUAGUGAACAAAGUUCCUGAAAGUGUGUGUGCAUCAUGGACACACAGUUGCACUUAUUGUACAUAUUGUAAAUAGCUACUGGUAUUUAGGAUUUUUUUUUUUAAUACUUUCAUGUCACAAAAAAAUUAUAAUCCAUGUAAUGUGGAUUACUGUACAUACUAUCUGAUGUGUAUAUAUGUCUAAACUGUUUCCCCCCCGACGUCCGCAAUAUUUGUCUGUUUAUUAUUGUGCUCAAUUUGACAUUUAUUGUCGAUUGUGCACAUUUAAUGUGUCUUUAAUAGGUCCACGCUGGACGCUUUAUUAGGUACCCCUUCACACAGUAGGAGUUGAUAGCCGUCACGUACCAGACGUAAGUAGAGCAGAAGCGCUAAAAAAGAACAAAGCUGCUAAGUGCUUCUUUUCGCUCGAUACAAGCAAAAAUCAAUUCAAUUAUUCAGUGCGGCCGGCGCUAGCUGCACGCGUUCCAAACAUAAAGCGCUUCUUCUUAUCCUGUGAGCGUUGCGUAACGCACGGUAUGUUUGAAUAAAAUAAACACACUGCUGUCCAUUG